Messenger RNA from Komagataella phaffii GS115, 648 nucleotides. Its product is annotated as Subunit of the RNA polymerase II mediator complex. Gene Ontology annotation, biological process: regulation of transcription by RNA polymerase II. Gene Ontology annotation, molecular function: transcription coactivator activity. NCBI's taxonomy places the organism in Eukaryota, Fungi, Ascomycota, Pichiomycetes, Pichiales, Pichiaceae. Gene Ontology annotation, cellular component: core mediator complex; mediator complex. The record is from RefSeq and is a predicted model, not a curated record. Bases 1 to 648 code for a protein of 215 amino acids. The transcript has a single exon.
AUGAACAAUACACCGCUCGACGAACUUCAAUGGAAGUCGCCUGAAUGGAUUCAGACGUUUGGGCUCAGGACAGAUAACGUGCUGGAGUAUUUUUCGCAAUCUCCGUUUUUUGACAGGUCCAGCAACAACCAAGUGCUCAAAAUGCAAAGUCAGUUCAACGAACAGUUCCAAAUACAGUUGCAGCAAAACCCUCAUUUCUUGCAACAAGAACUGAAGAAGAUGAAAGGGGUAGAGUUUAUUGUUGCGUAUACCCAGGAACCUAAUUUUUGGGUGAUUAGAAAACAGUUCAGAAAAUCCCCCAACGAGGCCGAUGCACUAAAUGACUAUUACAUCAUAGGGGCCAAUGUCUACAUGGCGCCCGUAUUAAACGAUGUGAUAAGUUCACGGCUGCUCAGCACAACACUUGCCUUAAGAAAAGCUAUGAACACCUUGCACCAAAUGCCAAAGUUUUCUCCCACAGAAGGACACUACUACCACCAGGACACCGAUCCUUACCUCGGAGAUAAGAGUAGACCUGGCACCAUAAUCAACACACCAAACAUAGGGACCACCGUCUCAAAUACCAACCUCAACACUCCGAGCGACAAAGAGGCUGCUGACAGAAACACAAACUCCAGUACUUUGAUAUCUUUAUUGAAUAUGUUGUAA